This is a messenger RNA of Limanda limanda (common dab), 4298 nucleotides long. RefSeq names its product karyopherin (importin) beta 3 (gene ipo5). The record is from RefSeq and is a predicted model, not a curated record. Gene Ontology annotation, cellular component: nucleus; cytoplasm. Bases 45 to 3326 code for a protein of 1093 amino acids. NCBI's taxonomy places the organism in Eukaryota, Metazoa, Chordata, Actinopteri, Pleuronectiformes, Pleuronectidae. The transcript has 26 exons. Gene Ontology annotation, biological process: protein import into nucleus. Gene Ontology annotation, molecular function: nuclear import signal receptor activity; protein binding.
CCGCCUCUCCUCCUCCCGGCUGCUCCUUUCGGAUCCUCACUGCAAUGGCGGAGCAGCAGCAGUUCUACCUCUUGCUGGGCAACCUGAUGAGCCCCGACAACGACGUCAGGAAACAAUCAGAGGAGACCUAUGACACUAUCCCUGGCCCGAACAAGAUCACAUUCUUGCUGCAGGCCAUCAGAGAUGCAUCUGCUGCAGAGGAGGCCAGACAGAUGGCUGCAGUGCUGCUUCGGCGGCUGCUGUCAUCUUCCUUCGAGGAGAUCUACCCGGGCCUGACCAUAGAGCUGCAGACGGUCAUCAAGACAGAACUGCUGACCAGCAUCCAGCAGGAGACCUUGCCAAACAUCCGCAAGAAGGUCUGCGAUAUUGCAGCCGAGCUCUGCCGCAACCUCAUUGACGAUGAUGGAAAUAACCAGUGGCCAGAGUUGCUCAAGUUUCUGUUUGACUCUGUCAACUCUGACAAUGUCGGCCUGCGAGAAGCGGCACUCCACAUAUUCUGGAACUUCCCAGGAAUUUUUGGCAACCAGCAGCAGCAUUAUAUGGAGGUUAUCAAACGUAUGCUUGUUCAGUGCAUGCAGGACCAGGCUAACCCACAUAUUCGUACUCUGGCGGCUCGGGCUGCAGCAUCCUUCGUUCUGUCCAACGAAGGCAACACCGCUCUGCUGAAGCACUUUUCCGACCUGCUUCCAGGAAUCCUGCAGGCGGUGAACGAGUCCUGCUACCAGAGCGAUGACUCUGUGCUCAAGUCUUUAGUGGAAAUUGCAGACACGGCUCCUAAAUACCUGAGGCCCAACCUGGAGGCGACCCUGCAGCUCUGUCUGAAGUUGUGUGCAGACACCAACCUGACUAACAUGCAGAGGCAGUUGUCUUUGGAAGUCAUCGUCACCUUAUCUGAGACGGCAGCCGCCAUGCUGAGGAAACACACUGCCAUUGUGGCUUCGAGUGUGCCCCAGAUGCUGGCUAUGAUGGUGGACCUGGAGGAGGACGAUGAAUGGGCCAUGGCUGAUGAGUUGGAGGAUGAUGACUUUGAUAGUAACGCUGUGGCCGGGGAGAGCGCUCUGGACAGGAUCGCCUGUGGUCUGGGAGGAAAGAUCAUUUUGCCCAUGAUCAAACAGCACAUCAUGCAGAUGCUUCAGAACCCUGACUGGAAGUACCGUCACGCCGGGCUGAUGGCGCUGUCGGCCAUUGGUGAGGGCUGCCACCAGCAGAUGGAGGCUAUCCUCCAGGAGAUUGUCAGCUUUGUCCUCAUCUUCUGCUCUGACCCUCAUCCAAGAGUGCGUUAUGCUGCCUGCAACGCUAUUGGACAGAUGGCCACAGACUUUGCUCCAACCUUCCAAAAGAAAUUCCACGAUAAGGUGAUCUCAGCUCUGCUUCAGACCAUGGAAGACCAAAGUAACCCUCGGGUGCAGGCGCACGCUGCUGCUGCCCUCAUCAACUUCACAGAGGACUGUCCCAAAACCCUGCUCAUCCCUUAUCUCGACAGCUUGGUGCAGCACCUUCACGUCAUUAUGGUUGCCAAGCUGCAGGAGUUGAUCCAGAAGGGCACCAAACUGGUCCUGGAGCAAGUGGUGACUUCCAUCGCCUCAGUGGCCGACACAGCUGAGGAGAAGUUUGUGCCAUACUAUGACCUGUUUAUGCCCUCGCUCAAACACAUCGUAGAAAAUGCAGUGCAGAAGGAACUGAGGCUGCUUCGCGGCAAGACCAUAGAGUGCAUCAGUCUCAUCGGCCUGGCUGUCGGCAAAGAUAAGUUCAUGCCAGAUGCCUCUGCCGUCAUGCAGCUGCUCCUCAAAACCCAGACAGACUUCAAUGACCUGGAGGAUGACGAUCCUCAGAUCUCGUACAUGAUCUCAGCCUGGGCCAGGAUGUGUAAGAUCUUGGGGAAGGAGUUUCAGCAGUAUCUGCCUGUGGUGAUGGGUCCGCUGAUGAAGACGGCCUCAAUCAAGCCUGAGGUGGCCCUCCUCGACACCCAGGAUAUGGAGAACAUAUCGGAGGAUGACGGCUGGGAGUUUGUCAACCUGGGCGACCAGCAGAGUUUUGGCAUCAAGACGGCCGGUCUAGAGGAGAAGGCCACUGCCUGUCAGAUGCUGGUGUGUUAUGCCAAAGAGUUGAAGGAAGGUUUUGUUGAGUACACCGAGCAGGUGGUGAAGCUGAUGGUUCCUCUACUCAAGUUCUACUUCCACGAUGGUGUUCGAGUGGCUGCAGCCGAGUCCAUGCCCCUGCUGCUGGAGUGCGCUCGUGUUCGAGGACCCGAGUACCUCACCCAGAUGUGGCACUUCAUGUGCGACGCCCUCAUCAAGUCCAUCGGAACAGAGCCGGACUCAGACGUCCUGUCAGAAAUCAUGCACUCUUUUGCCAAGUGUAUUGAGUUGAUGGGUGACGGGUGUCUGAACAAUGAGCAUUUCGAGGAGCUGGGUGGCAUCUUGAAAGGAAAACUGGAAGAGCAUUUUAAGAACCAGGAGCUAAGACAUACCAAGAGACAGGAUGAAGACUAUGACGAGCAGGUGGAGGAAACAUUACAAGACGAGGAUGAGAAUGAUGUGUACAUCCUGACUAAAGUGUCAGACAUCCUGCACUCAGUGUUCAGUAGUUACAAAGAGAAGGUGCUGCCAUGGUUCGAACAGCUGCUGCAGCUCAUCGUACAGCUAAUAUGUCCCAGCAGGCCGUGGGCGGACAGACAGUGGGGUCUGUGCAUAUUUGACGACGUGGUGGAGCACUGCAGCCCCUCCUCCUUCAAAUAUGCAGAGUAUUUCCUACAGCCUAUGAUGCAGUCUGUGUGUGACACAAGCCCCGAGGUUCGGCAGGCGGCCGCCUACGGCGUUGGCGUCAUGGCCCAGUACGGAGGAGAGAACUACCGCCAGUUCUGUACAGAGGCCGUCACGCUGAUGGUCAGAGUCAUCCAGGCAGCCGAGUCACGCUCCAAGGAAAACGUUAAUGCCACAGAGAACUGCAUCUCCGCUGUCGGAAAGGUCAUGAGGUUUCGGCCGGAGUGCGUCAACGUCAACGAGAUCCUUCCCCACUGGCUCAGCUGGCUACCACUCAACGAGGACAAAGAGGAGGCCGUGCACACAUUUGAUUUUUUGUGCGACCUCAUUGAAAGCAACAACCCAAUCGUCCUCGGGCCAGACAACGCCAACCUUCCCAAAAUUUUCCUCAUCAUCGCAGAGGGUGUUGCAAAUGAAUCGGUCAAGAGCGAAGACGCUUGCAGCAAACGUCUCGCAAAUGACAUCCGUCAAGUGCAGAUGUCGGCAGGAUUAUGGACGCAGUGUGUAUCGUCGCUGAACGAGACGCAGCAGAAAGCCAUACAGGACCUACUGAACACUGCCUGAGCCUGAAGCCCGGUCAACUCCCCGCUCCUUUUUAAAAAAAAAAUUAUGAAUAAAGCCCAUGAAGAAAAGUUGAGCUCCUGGAUCUCCUCCGUUCACUCCCUGUUCUUCCUCCUGCUCCGAUCUGUCGUGUUAAUGGACACCCCCAUAAUCAUCGUACGAUUCUAUAACUCCACCCACAUUCAGCAGACUGGGGGAGCAGGUUGGAUAAUUAUGACAAUGGAAGACAUUGGCCAUCCAAGACUAUAACCCUGUAUCCAAGGAAAUGGGAAGGAGUGGUGCAUCAGUCACCCUGUGUCUCAUCGUCAUCACUCAACUUCUUUCAUGAAUUGUCUCUCUGCGCCCAGAGGAACUCAUUCUCCACUUAGCUCAAACAAUCUCAUUGGACAGUCCGGCUCAGAGGGGCCGAAGUGGGGGGGGAGUGGGGACAGGACAUUCUCUUGGACUGAGAUAUUGAAUUAGGUGAAAAUGCACACUGGGCAAAUUGCCUGUCUCCUGUGAAAUUUCUUUUUUUUUCCUUUUGUAUUUUUAUUUUAUUUCUUUUGGUUCAGUGUUUCCUGGGGGGAAGCGACCUCAGAGGGUAUGUUUAAAAAGUAACGGCAUGUUUGUUUAAAUGGCUAACUCUAGAAAAUAUAAAUAGUUAGGAAAUUUACAUCAUGUCUGGAAAGAGUUGACAUUGAUUUAAGAAGCUUUCCUCCAUAGCCUUUCAGACAGCUGUUCACUGGAAAUGUUUGGACGCUUCUCUGCCCCUUCACGUAGCAGAGCUAAGGAUUCUCGGACAAGAAGGUUGAGUUGUAGCUGACCACGAUGCGUAUGACAUGCUGGUGGAACAUGAAUAUCAUGAAUUGUAGAGUAUUCGUAAAAUGCGUGCUACCAUACUGUUAUUCUUUAUGGUUUUCGACCCUUCGCAGUCUUGCAGGUAUGUUAUAGAACUGCAGAAAAUACCAACAAUAAAAUUCCAUUUGAGAAUUCUGA